This is a messenger RNA of Melanotaenia boesemani (Boeseman's rainbowfish), 2624 nucleotides long. RefSeq names its product inactive phospholipid phosphatase 7. NCBI's taxonomy places the organism in Eukaryota, Metazoa, Chordata, Actinopteri, Atheriniformes, Melanotaeniidae. The transcript has 3 exons. Gene Ontology annotation, cellular component: nuclear envelope. The record is from RefSeq and is a predicted model, not a curated record. Gene Ontology annotation, molecular function: sphingosine-1-phosphate phosphatase activity. The coding region runs from base 488 to 1360 and encodes 290 amino acids.
ACCGCACUCUCUGAAUCCGAUUGUGCGUAAACAACGUCAAAUCCGCAAGCACUGUGCUCCGCACUAACACGGCUGCCAUGUCUUCAUGUUUUCUUUUGUUGAUGGUUUUGGCUUACUGCUAACUUCAUCAGGUUUUGCUGCUCCGUAAACCCAUCGCCUCGCUUUCUGGGUGCCAAAGGUGUGAUGGAGGCUGCAUGGAGGAUCUAAAAGGAUGCAGGGGGAGAUCAUCUUCAUCCCUUGAUCGGUUGACACGGGAUUGGCUGGAAGCAGAUGCCUGUGCCUGCUUGUGUGGUAUAAACAGCAUGUGCAUCGCACAUUCCUGAGGUUCUAAAUAUAUCUAUUAAGGCCACAGAAGGGGGCGGUCUGGUGUCGGGGGUUUAUUCUGGGACAUUUCACUAUCGUGGUUGACUUGCACCACUUGAAUUAUCUUCCAGAAACUGACAAUCUGUUAUUAUACCAUCUAAGGAGAAAUUGGUCCUAUUCAAACAUGCCCUCGACUUACAACGUGAGAUCCAGGGCGCGCGAGAGAAACAGCGUCCUGAGCAGACCUGAGUUCAUGUCCCUCAACCAUCAGCCCCUCCGCGGCGGCGGUGGCGGACCCUCAGAAAGCCGCGGUAGGUCAAAGCGACCGGGUCAAAUCAAGCAGCAAACAAGCCAGCAGAGUGAAGAACCUACCGACAGCGGCAGCAAGGACAGGAGAGAGUCCACCAAAAUGCCAGAGGAAGACUGUAUGCAGCUGAACCCUUCCUUCAAGGGAAUAGCGAUGAACUCCCUCCUAGCCAUUGACAUUUGUCUGUCCAAACGCAUGGGGGUGUGCGCCUACACGUCGUCCUCCUGGGGAGGCUGCCGCUCCAUGGUCGCCUUGUUGGCGCUCACAGGGCACGGUAUCACGUGGAUCAUUGGCACUAUCGUGUGUCUCACACGGAGUAACACUCUGGCAGGACAAGAGGUCCUGGUGAACCUGCUGCUUGCCCUCAUCCUUGAUGUCAUGACAGUAGCUGGAGUCCAGAGACUGGUGAAGCGAAGAGGACCCUGGGAGAUGACGCCAGGCUUCCUGGAUUGCGUUGCUAUGGACGUGUACUCCUUUCCUGCUGCCCAUGCUAGUCGGGCCGCCAUGGUCUCCAAGUUCCUACUGUCCCACCUGGUUCUGGCUGUGCCACUUCGCAUUCUGCUGGUGCUGUGGGCCUUCCUGGUGGGCAUGUCCCGGGUGCUCUUGGGGAAACACCACCUAACAGAUAUGGUGUGUGGCUUUGCACUGGGCAUGCUCCACUUCAGCUUGAUGGAGACUGUAUGGCUGUCGUCAAGCACCUGUCAGACUCUUAUUUCUAUAAGCACGCUUAGCUGGAGCCCAUUUUUCUAAGCUUUUGAUACAUUGCUCUGUGAGGCUUAUUUAAUAUUACAGCCUUGCAGUCUUAAGAACUUUUGUUUGUCUUAAAGUUGUUUUCACAAGAGUCAGGCUGUGAAAACAGAAACACUAAUGUUUGGAUGCAGUUGCAGACUUGCAUGCAUUACGCAAGACAGGAAGAUCCUAGGACCCUCAAAAGACCUUUAUGCAGCUUCACAGAUUUUAGUGUCACAUUUUGUUCAUCCAUAUAUUUUCUAUAUCUGCUUAAUUCAGUCCAGGACUGUAGCCUAUCCCUGCUGCAAUUAGGGAAGAAGUGGAGUAAACCCUGGACAGGUCGCUGGUCCAGGGCCAAAAUGAGAGGCAAAUAAAACAAACAACCAUGCAUGCUGUCACAUACCUCUGCAUCUAAGUUUCAGUUGGAAACUAAAGAAACGAUAGGACUGCAAUAUCUGCUUAAAGUGUAUAUGGAGGAUUGAAGUUUGAUCUUUUUAAGAGUUUUGAAAAAGUCAGUUCUAUUAAUUUAUAAUUUAACCUCUUUCAUUUCAGAACUUAUAAUUCUAUUCAGCCUCCUUUUAUUUUCCACUUUGUCAUAUUCUUUGAUUUCGGACUUCCAAAACACUCAAACUAUAACAUUUAAUAGAGUUUGAAAUCAGAUUGUAGUACAGUUACUGAUUCUUGCAUUUUUUUCUCAUUGACACAGCUGUUUUAUUUCUUUUUUUUUUCUUUAAAUGGUAAGAUUUCUGUUCCUUGUAAUCCAUGUUUAAUAUCUGCAAACUAUUUUUAUUUUUUAUUUUUUGUUUUUUUUUCCAAUUGAAUUUAGCCAUUUUAUGCUCAAUAAUCUUGCACUGGAUUUGACGUUUUUUUCUGAUGGGGUUGAAUAUUCCAUCAGUGUGCUGAUAUUUUCCUCCACCUCUUUCAUUUGAGGCCGCUCCAGUUUGUGAGUUAGCCGGGCAGACUGUAAUGGUUUUUGAGUGAAAGUCCCACCAAUGUAUGUGUAUAUGUAUAAUGAGUGUAUGGACUGUAUGUGGUCUAACUGGCACAGAGUAAAAAUGUCUGAAAGAUUAGUUUUUUUUUUUUUUUUAGUAAUUCCUUGAUUUUAACUGUGUAGCUUUUGACCUUUGGAUUAAUUUUUUUUGUGGCAAAAAAUGUUUUCAUGCACUGGUUUGGUACAGCUAAAUACAUUUUAGUGUACAUGAGUUGAUUUUGUUCUGUACAAGGAUGUGAAUAUGACAUUUUUACUAUGUUGCUUUAUCUCAUUAAUAAAACUAGUAAGGAAAUA